Closterium sp. Yama58-4 is the source of this 1146-nucleotide messenger RNA. The record is from the annotation of a GenBank genome assembly. NCBI's taxonomy places the organism in Eukaryota, Viridiplantae, Streptophyta, Zygnematophyceae, Desmidiales, Closteriaceae.
AUGCAGGCACAUAGCGCGCUAGCGCAUAGUGCGCUGGCGCAUAGCGCGCUGGCGCCUAACGCGCUGGCGCCUAACGCGCUGGCGCCUAACGCGCUGGCGCCUAACGCGCUGGCGCCUAACGCGCUGGCGCCAAACGCGCUGGCGCCUAACGCGCUGGCGCCUAACACGCUGGCGCCAAACGCGCUGGCGCCUAGCGCGCUGGCGCCUAGCGCGCUGGCGUUUGCUGCGCUGGCGCCAAACGCGCUGGCGCCUAACACGCUGGCGCCAAACGCGCUGGCGCCUAGCGCGCUGGCGCCUAACGCGCUAGCGCCUAGCGCGCUGGCGUUUGCUGCGCUGGCGCCAAACGCGCUGGCGCCUAACACGCUGGCGCCAAACGCGCUGGCGCCUAGCGCGCUGGCGCCUAACGCGCUAGCGCCUCACGCGCUGGUUCUUAGCGCGCUGGCGCCUAGUGCACUGGCGCCUAACGCGCUAGCGCCUAGCGCGCUGGCGUUUGCUGCGCUGGCGCCUAACGCGCUGGCGGAUAGUGCGCUGGCGCCUAACGCGCUAGCGCCUAGCGCGCUGGCGCAUAGCGCGCUGGUUCUUAGCGCGCUGGCGCCUAAUUCGCUGGCGCCUAACGCGCUGGCGUCUAGCGCGCUGGCGCCAAACGCGCUGGCGCCUAACGCGCUGGCGCCUAACGCGCUGGCGCCUUAUGUUUGGCGCCUUGCAGGUGCCCUCGCGGCUCACUGGCACGUUGUAGCGUGCUGGCGGCUUGUGCGCUGCUGCCUAAUUUGCGGCGCUGGCAAAUUCCUGCGGCAGCCUUGUAGCAGCAGUGCGCUGUCAAAUCGUUGCGCACGCUCACGCCUUGCUGCAGUGAGCUCACGCGUUGCUGCAGUGAGCUCACGCGUUGCUGCAGUGAGCUCACGCGUUGCUGCAGUGAGCUCACGCGUUGCUGCAGUGAGCUCACGCGUUGCUGCAGUGAGCUCACGCCUUGCUGCAGUGAGCUCACGCCUUGCUGCAGUGAGCUCACGCCUUGCUGCAGUGAGCUCACGCGUUGCUGCAGUGAGCUCACGCCUUGCUGCAGUGAGCUCACGCCUUGCUGCAGUGAGCUCACGCGUUGCUACGGCAGCCCGCUUGCUCCUCUGCCGGUGCCUUGCUGCAACUCUCUAG